This is a messenger RNA of Trichobilharzia regenti, 474 nucleotides long. NCBI's taxonomy places the organism in Eukaryota, Metazoa, Platyhelminthes, Trematoda, Strigeidida, Schistosomatidae. The record is from the annotation of a GenBank genome assembly.
AUGAUUGAUCAUGAACAAUUGAUUAUUACGAAGAAUAACAUUUAUUCAAGGAAUCAUUUCUCAAACGAAAUUGUUGAAGAAGAGCGAAUUGAAGAAGAGGAAGUUAUUGAAUUCCCUGACAAGACAAAUGACAAAUUACUGAUAAAUGACUCCAUGGAAUAUGAUAAUGACAAUAAUGUUAAUAAUCCUAACAAUACCACAUCGAAUAACUUUAAACCUGUGAAUACAUCAACCAGUUCUAAUGUUUCAGCCAGCUUAUCAUUCACUUCCCUGCCACGUAAACAAGUAAGAAGACAAAUUAGAAAUUAUCGUAAAUUUUAUCGAAAAAAUUCAAAUUCUAUUGAUCUUGGCUUUAGUGGAAGAUAUUUUCCGACAUCUAAAGGUAAUUCAUUGAAUAGUCUCAUUGCUUUGCGUGGUAAUUUCAUCGUUGUUGUCGCUGGUAUGAUUACAUAUUUUCUUAUCAUACAUCACUGA